Drosophila serrata is the source of this 1729-nucleotide messenger RNA. It is a transcript of the gene Argl, whose product is annotated as Argininosuccinate lyase. The record is from RefSeq and is a predicted model, not a curated record. Lineage: Eukaryota; Metazoa; Arthropoda; Insecta; Diptera; Drosophilidae. Gene Ontology annotation, molecular function: argininosuccinate lyase activity. Gene Ontology annotation, cellular component: cytosol.
UUCUGUAGUCGGCACACUCAAUUAAAAUGUUUUAAACCACUGUUUGCUUUGUGUGUUCCACAGCUGACUUGUUCUAAUCACUCUCAAUUCGUAAAAAACCGAGCAACAUAUUAUUUUUGAAAGAUAACACGAUUAUAUAAACAAUAAAAUAUUGUAUUCGUGAGCAGCGCGAUACAGAAAACUGAUUUUAGUAGACAUUAAACGGUUACGAAGAACGGAUCCAUCAUGUCCCAGAAACUGCAGCCACCCGCGCUCCCCAAGAACUGCUACCAAAUGUGGGGCGGUCGCUUCAGCCAGAAGCCACAUGAAGCUCUGCAGGUGCUGAACAACAGUCUGCCAUACGAUUCCCGGCUAUAUGCGGAUGAUCUGGAUGCCAGCAAGGCCUACGCAGAGGCUCUCCACCGAGCAGGUCACCUGGACGCAGCGGAGGCGGAUAAGCUGGUCAAGAGCCUGGAGCUAUUGCGCUUCGACUGGAUUGAGGGAACAGUGAAAUUUAAGCCAGGAGAUGAGGAUGUGCAUACGGUAAACGAGCGGCUGCUGGUGGAGAUUACCGGCGAACUAGGGCAACGUCUGCACACUGGACGAAGUCGCAACGACCAGGUGGUCACGGAUAUGAAGCUGUGGCUGCGCAAGGCUAUCCGCGAGACCCUGGGCCGCCUGAGCCGCGUCAUAGAAACAGCCAGUCGUCAGGCGGAGCAUCACCUGGGCGUCCUGAUGCCAGGAUACACGCACCUUCAGCGCGCCCAGACCGUACAGUUCUCCCAUUGGCUACUGUCCCAUGCAUUUGCCCUGCGAGAAGAUGGCCUGCGGCUGGCAGAGCUACGGGAGCGCGCCAAUGUCUUGCCUCUAGGCAGCGGCGCCCUGGCGGGGAAUCCCCUUGGGAUCGACCGCUUAUGGCUGGCUGAGCGCCUGGGUUUCUCGGGUGUGACACCCAAUAGUAUGCAUGCGGUAGGAGAUCGCGACUUUGUAGUUGACUUUAUUUACUGCUGCUCCUUGGUCAGCCUCCAUUUGUCCCGUUUGGCCGAAGAUCUGAUCAUCUACAGCACCAAGGAGUUCGACUUCAUCCGUCUGGCCGAUAGCUUCUCCAGUGGCAGCAGCCUGAUGCCUCAGAAACGGAAUCCAGAUAGCUUGGAACUGAUUCGUGGCAUGUCGGGUGUGAUCACCUCAAAUCUGACAGGCAUUAUGAUGACCAUUAAGGGCACACCGUCCACCUACAACAAGGACCUGCAAUUUGAUAAGGAGUAUUGCUUCCAAUCAUUUGAUAAGCUCUCCCAGAUGCUCGAGGUAGCCGAUGGUGUCCUGCAGACAAUGCAGGUGCAGCAGAAUUCGAUGGAAGCUGCCCUCAGCACUGAUAUGUUGGCCACAGAUUGGGCUUACUAUUUGGUAAAGAAAGGGUUACCCUUCCGUCAGGCACAUCAUGUUAUUGGCCGUGUGGUUUCCUUGGCCGAGGAGCGUGGUGUGGAUAUCACCGAUCUGCCGCUGGGCGAGCUGCAAGCCUUCUGUCCCUCCUUUGGGUCCGACAUAGUCAGUGUGGCGGAUUACUCUAAUAACGUGCAGCAGUACAAUGCCAUUGGUGGCACCUCCAGUGCCAGUAUUGUGGAGCAGCUAAGGCUACUCAAGAAGUUCGCCAAGGAUUUGCGCAAGCAGUCCUAGCUAGCAAGGACCAGCGCUUUAUUUCGUUUGAAUUUUUGGUUUUUUGAUUAACAAAUUAAAAAGUUACAUUUACAAA